This is a messenger RNA of Agrilus planipennis (emerald ash borer), 1592 nucleotides long. Its product is annotated as gastrula zinc finger protein XlCGF17.1-like. Gene Ontology annotation, molecular function: RNA polymerase II cis-regulatory region sequence-specific DNA binding; DNA-binding transcription factor activity, RNA polymerase II-specific. The coding region runs from base 426 to 1160 and encodes 244 amino acids. The record is from RefSeq and is a predicted model, not a curated record. Gene Ontology annotation, biological process: regulation of transcription by RNA polymerase II. The transcript has a single exon. NCBI's taxonomy places the organism in Eukaryota, Metazoa, Arthropoda, Insecta, Coleoptera, Buprestidae. Gene Ontology annotation, cellular component: nucleus.
CAUGAUACAAUAUUAUAACUCGAAUACAAUAAAAAACAUACAUUUGCAAGUUGUCUUUUCAUUAUUACGGUAAACAUUAAAUGUGUUACAACUAUUUUAGUUUUUAGGUAAUUUUUUGAGGAAGAACGCCAUACGAUACAGUUAUUUGCAUAUUUUAAAUUAUUUUUUUUUUUCAAUUCACGGACACUGUUUUUUGUAGGUGUCGUAGAAAAUCGUCGCCUAGAAAUAAUAGGAGUUCGCAUCAGAAGGGCGUUAUAGAAACGGCUGACUCUUCAUUAUUUAUUUAUAUUAAAAAAGAAUCGGACGAUAGUUCAAACGGUAAUGGCAUCGAUUAUAACAGCACGCAAAGCGACGUGGACACCAAAGCCGAACUUCUUCAUUGUUUUAACUGUGAAGCAACGUUUAACAGUAAACUGUCUUACGCCAUGCACAGUAUAAGUCAUAGCGAAGACGGAAAGUACUCCUGUCCAAUUUGCGAAUUUACGACGACGUACAAGGACAAAAUUAAAUUGCACAAGCACACACGUGACAACAAGAAAGAUUAUGCGUGUAAAAUAUGUCGCCAAACGUUUCUUUACAGCAGAGACGCCGAAGAACACGAGAACAUCCAUCUGGGAAGGAAGCCGUUCAUUUGCGAGGUGUGCGGAAAGGAAUAUGCCUUAUCGAAACAUCUUGCGUCUCACAGGAGACACCAGCACUGGGAGAUACUGAAGAUAGCACCCUCGAACAAAUUUGAUUGCACCACCUGCCAAAAACAUUACACCACCGCCUCAGGAUUGUGGAGGCAUCGUCUCAGGUACCACAACGUUCAGCAGAGAGAACAAUUUUUGUGUGACGAGUGCGGCAAGGCGCUAACGAGUAAAGAGGGGUUAAAGUUUCAUCGGAGAACUCACUCAGGUUAUAAACCGUUCCAUUGUUCCGCCUGUCCGAAAAAGUUUGUUAAGAAACAAUUGUUGAAAGAACACGAAAGAACUCACUCUGGCGAACGCCCGUUUAUUUGUAAGUACUGUAACAGGGCGUUUACGCAGAGAACGCCGUUGAAGAUACACGAAAGAUCUCAUACGGGGGAAAGACCUUAUCAGUGUCGAUUUUGUGACGGGAAAUACGUGUCGAAGAGUGUCGCUGAUACUCACAUGAGGAACUGUAAAGGAAAGGGUUGAAACAAAACUAGAAAUAUAUAUUUUUUUAUGGGCCCGUUCGACAGUGAAAGAAGGAGGUAAUUUUUGAAAACGAUAAUCGUACGCAGAUGAUUGAUCUAAUACUCAACGAAAUGUAAUGUUUUAAUAUUAAUUUUAUUAAAUCGAAAAUUAUUGUUUUAAUUGUAUUGUAUCGAAUUAUUUUGGUAUUUGUUAAAAUUUUGUUCGAAUAAAUGAUGUUAAAUCUAUCUGCGGACAAGUACAAAAAUUUAUAGUGCCAAACAUACCGUAGGAUUUCUUAGAAGACUAUAAAUAUUUCGACAGUUAAUUGUUAUUAUAAAAUAAAGAAAUAACACCAAUAUUGUAGGUCCUGUGUUGAAGGAUUUUAUUUCGUUCAUGUUACAAACUUGUACUUGCAUAUUCUUUUACAUUUUCUUGUCUACACCCUGAAGGAAA